This is a messenger RNA of Sesamum indicum (sesame), 4796 nucleotides long. RefSeq names its product CLIP-associated protein. Gene Ontology annotation, molecular function: microtubule binding. NCBI's taxonomy places the organism in Eukaryota, Viridiplantae, Streptophyta, Magnoliopsida, Lamiales, Pedaliaceae. The record is from RefSeq and is a predicted model, not a curated record. Gene Ontology annotation, cellular component: cytoplasmic microtubule. Gene Ontology annotation, biological process: microtubule cytoskeleton organization.
UUUAUCCUCCUCUCCGUCAAUCUAGCAAAACCCCUUCUCUCUCUCUCUCUCUCUUCACACUUCCUCUUUCUUCACUCUCCCCGCUCUCUGCAGAUCCGAUCCUCGGUGCGCCAGAUCACUGCCUACAAUAUCCCCAAAUUACCCCUAUCGUCGCCGCCGCCAUGGAGGAGGCCCUGGAGUUGGCGCGUGCGAAGGACACCAAGGAGCGGAUGGCUGGCGUCGAGCGUCUCCACCAGCUCCUCGAAGCUUCUAGAAAGAGUCUAACUCCAUCGGAGGUGACGUCACUGGUCGACGUUUGCUUAGAUCUCUUGAAGGACAACAACUUCCGAGUGUCGCAGGGCGCGUUGCAGGCACUCGCCUCCGCUGCGGUGCUCGCCGGCGAGCAUUUGAAGCUACACUUCAAUGCUCUUGUCCCCGCGGUGGUUGAGAGAUUGGGUGAUGCAAAGCAACCGGUUAGGGAUGCGGCUAGAAGACUGUUGCUUACUCUCAUGGAGGUUUCUUCACCAACAAUCAUUGUUGAAAGAGCAGGAUCUUAUGCUUGGACACACAAAAGCUGGAGAGUUCGAGAAGAGUUUGCUCGUACAGUCACGUCAGCUAUAGGUUUAUUUGCAUCUACAGAACUACCUCUUCAACGUGCCAUUCUUCCACCCAUUUUGCAGAUGUCGAAUGAUCCAAAUCCUGGUGUGAGGGAUGCAGCUUCUUCGUGUAUAGAGGAGAUGUAUACUCAGGCUGGGCCUCAGUUCCUCGAGGAACUGCACCGACAUCAUCUACCUACAUCAAUGUUAAAAGAUAUUAAUGCCAGAUUAGAAAAAAUUGAGCCAAAGGUUCACUCUUCAGAUGCUAUUGUGAGCAAUUACUCAUCUAGUGAGACCAAGCCCACAAUGCAUAAUCCAAAGAAAAGUAGCCCCAAAGCAAAAAGCUCAACGCGUGAGGUUUCUCUCUUUGGAGCAGAUGGUGAUAUUACAGAAAAGCCUGUUGAACCAAUCAAAGUGUAUUCAGAAAAAGAGCUUAUAAGGGAGUUUGAGAAGAUUGCCUCCACCCUUGUGCCUGAUAAAGAUUGGUCUGUCCGUAUUGCAGCCAUGCAGAGAGUUGAAGCCCUUGUUCUUGGAGGUGCAACUGACUACCCCUGUUUCCGUGGACUUCUUAAGCAACUGAUUGGUCCAUUGAGCACACAACUCUCUGAUCGGCGAUCUAGCAUUGUGAAGCAGGCUUGCCAUUUGUUAAGCUUCUUAUCGAAAGAUCUCUUGGGGGAUUUUGAGGCAUGUGCUGAGAUGUUUAUUCCGGUCCUUUUCAAGCUUGUUGUGAUAACAGUGCUUGUAAUUGCAGAAUCUGCGGAUAACUGCAUAAAGACGAUGUUACGCAAUUGUAAAGUUUCCCGAGCGCUUCCUAGAAUUGUUGACUGUGCGAAAAACGACCGCAAUGCUGUGCUCCGAGCAAGGUGUUGCGAAUAUGCACUUCUAAUUCUGGAAUACUGGGCUGAUGCGCCAGAAAUACAACGCUCAGCUGACCUCUAUGAGGACCUUAUUAGAUGUUGUGUGGCGGAUGCAAUGAGUGAGGUUCGAUCCACUGCAAGGACUUGUUAUAGAAUGUUCUCGAAGACCUGGCCUGAUCGCGCUCGACGCUUAUUCUCGUCUUUUGAUCCUGUAGUUCAAAGGGUAAUAAAUGAUGAAGAUGGAGGAAUGCAUAGAAGGCAUGCUUCUCCUUCCAUUCGUGAAAGAAGUUCAAACAUGUCAUUCACCUCUCAGACCUCAGCAGCUUCAAAUAUACCUGGUUAUGGGACGUCUGCUAUUGUUGCAAUGGACAGAAGUGCUAGUUUAACUUCAGGGACAUCUCUUACUUCUGGAUUACUACUGUCACAAGCAAAGACUGCAGGUAAGCCUGCAGAACGUAGUCUGGAGAGUGUGUUGCACUCAAGCAAACAGAAGGUCACUGCCAUAGAAAGUAUGCUGAGGGGUUUGGAUAUAUCUGAGAAGAGCAGAUCCUCCAGUUUGGACCUAGGAGUUGACACGCCAUCAUCUCGUGAUCCACCAUUUCCCCUUGCUGUUCCAGCUUCAAAUAGUCUUGCAAGUUCUUUAGUAGAUUCAGCAGCUGGUAUUUCUAAAGCCAACAAUCGCAAUGGAGGCUUGAUGUUGUCUGAUAUCAUCACACAAAUUCAGGCUUCUAAAGAGGCUGGUAAAUUAUCAUAUCAUAAUAGUGUGGGAAGUGAACUUCUGUCAACACAUUCUUCUUACUCGGCCAAGAGAGCUUCUGAAAAGGUACAUGAUAGAGGAUUUAUUGAAGAAAAUGCUGAUUUAAGGGAGUCAAGGCGACAUAUGAACUCCCACGGUGAUAGGCAAUUCUUAGACACACCAUACAGAGAUGCUAAUUAUAGGGAUUCACAGAAUAACUAUAUACCGAAUUUUCAACGUCCUCUUCUAAGGAAGAAUCCAGCUGGGCGGAUGUCUGCUGGUAGGAGGAGGAGUUUUGAUGACAGUCAGCUCUCACUGGGAGAUGUAUCAAGUUAUUCAGACAGUCCAGCUUCUCUUACCGAUGCUCUAAGUGAGGGGCUCAGUUCUAGUUCAGAUUGGAAUGCACGGGUUGCUGCAUUUAAUUAUAUUCGUUCUCUGCUACAACAAGGCCCAAGAGGCAUUCAAGAAAUUAUGCAGAGUUUUGAAAAAGUCAUGAAGCUGUUUUUCCAGCAUUUGGAUGAUCCCCAUCACAAAGUCGCACAGGCUGCACUUUCAACUCUUGCAGAUCUUAUUCCAGCUUGCAGAAAGCCAUUCGAAAGUUACAUGGAGAGGAUUCUGCCCCACGUUUUUUCUCGUUUGAUAGAUCCAAAGGAAUUAGUUAGGCAACCUUGCUCGACUACAUUGGACAUUGUUGGUAAAACAUAUGGGACUGACUCUCUUCUACCUGCUUUGCUACGUUCAUUGGAUGAGCAGCGUUCUCCCAAAGCAAAAUUGGCUGUUAUUGAGUUUGCUAUAGGUUCAUUUAACAAGCAUGCAUCAAAUUCUGAAGGUUCUGCCAACAGUGGCAUCCUUAAGCUGUGGCUUGCAAAAUUGGCACCACUUGUCCAUGAUAAAAAUACAAAACUGAAAGAAGCAGCUAUAACAUGCAUAAUAUCUGUCUAUACGCAUUUUGACUCCAUUGCAGUAUUGAAUUUUAUUCUUAGCUUAUCCGUUGAAGAACAAAACUCCUUGAGGCGAGCCCUCAAGCAGUAUACUCCUCGCAUAGAAGUAGACUUGAUGAACUUUCUCCAAAGCAAGAAAGAAAGACGUGGUAAGUCAUAUGAUCCAUCUGAUGUGGUUGGAACAUCCUCGGAAGAUGGGUAUAUUGGAGUAUCAAAGAAGGGCCAGCUGUUUGGAAGGUAUUCUUCUGGUUCUGUUGAUAGUGAUGGUGGUAGGAAGUGGAGCUCUCUUCAAGAUGUGUCUUUUACCACAAGUUCUGUUGGUAACCUAAAAUCGGAGGAUACUCACGAGAGUUUGCAUCAUGUGGUGGAGACUAACUCAAACACUGAUGUUUCUACUUCGAAUUACAAAAGCUUGAAAUAUGCACCUAACACCUCCAGUGAUAAUAUUGGAUCGUGGGCAAUAGACACCCGUGCAAACACAGAGGUUUCUUCGACGCCACGUUUGGACAUUAAUGGACUCCGUGGGUCUGAUCAUCUUCAAAAGUCUGCUGACUUUGGGGUUGACAACGAGCCUUCAUCUGAACUGACACUAAAUUAUACUAAACUUCCUGCUUUGAAAAUGAAUACUGCAAUAGAAACAGGACCAAGCAUUCCCCAGAUUCUUCAUUUGAUUUGUAACGGGAAUGAUGAAAGUCCUACAGCAAACAAGCGCAGUGCACUUCAGCAGUUGGUUGAAGUUUCUAUAUCUAAUGAUCACUCUGUUUGGGGCAAGUACUUCAACCAGAUAUUGACGGCUGUACUAGAAGUGCUGGAUGAUCCUGAUUCAUCAAUUCGGGAGCUGGCGCUCACACUGAUUGUUGAAAUGUUGAAGAAUCAGAAGGACUCGAUGGAGGAUUCUGUUGAGAUUGUAAUUGAAAAGCUGCUUCAUGUGACCAAGGACAGCAUUCCAAAAGUGGCCAAUGAGUCAGAGCAUUGCUUAAAUAUAGUAUUGUCUCAAUACGAUCCAUUCCGGUGUCUUAGUGUUAUUGUUCCUCUGCUUGUUACUGAGGAUGAGAGAACUCUUGUUACGUGCAUAAACUGUUUGACCAAGCUUGUUGGAAGGCUCUCCCAAGAGGAACUGAUGGCACAACUUCCCUCAUUUUUGCCUGCUCUUUUUGAUGCAUUUGGGAACCAGAGUGCAGAUGUCCGCAAGACUGUUGUUUUCUGUUUAGUCGACAUCUAUAUCAUGCUGGGGAAAGCAUUUUUGCCAUAUCUGGAGGGGCUUAACAGCACACAACUACGGUUGGUGACAAUUUACGCGAACAGGAUAUCACAGGCAAGGACUGGUACUCCAAUUGAUACCACCCAAUAAUGAGCUGCUUCCGGUAUGGAUGUAAUGUUUGGUCCGGGUUGUUAAUUUUGAUGGUUUCAAUUUUUUUCUGAUGUGUAUGCUUUGUAUAUUUGUGUGAAAUCUUCUAGGGAAGGGUUGAGCUGAUUCUGUAAUUCUUUAUAUAAAGUUUGUUCAUAUUCUGGGUGCGUUUUGGCUUUGGUGAAAUGGGUAGAAAGGAGUAUUUGGUGUGUCAAAACAUGGUGCUGUACGGGUAUGUGCCUAUAAUGAAUCAUUUCACCCCUACAGAUGUUGAUUAUUUUGGAUUUGUUUUGUCAUGAUAUUAUCAGAGGGAUAUUGAAAACAUUUGUUUAGGUCCUA